CGGGGCGCAGCCGGGCGCGGGGCCGGACGAGGGCGGCGCGGAGCGGAACGGCGGCGGCGCCAGCUGCGAGCGCGGCUCAGUCCGGGCGUGGAACGCGGCGGCGGAGGCUGGGCGCCCGCGGGGCGCUGCAGCGAUCCCAUUGUGCCUGGCUCCCUCCCAGGAGCUCUUGCUGGAAGUGAGGUGCUGCUGUCCUGAACAUCGGCCCGGCAGCUGCGGCCUGGGGUUUUGCGGUGAUCACGAAUGGGCAAGGUGUUUGGGCUCCUGGGACACAGCUGUCAGUCAAACCUGGCUGAGUCUCCGCGGUCCCCAGCAGAUCCUGUUGGAAAGAAGGAAGCAGACAGCAACAUGAAGAGGAAGGGAAAACAGCCCGGAGAACGUCCUGGGGCCUGGGAAUACCAUCAUGGCCUGGUUGGUUUACACAACAUUGGACAGACCUGCUGCCUGAACUCCUUAAUUCAGGUGUUUGCAAUGAAUGUGGACUUCACCAGGAUACUGAAGAGGAUCACGGUGCCCAGGGGAGCUGACGAGCAGAGGAGAAGUGUCCCUUUCCAGCUGCUUCUGCUGUUGGAGAAGAUGCAGGACAGCCGGCAGAAAGCAGUGCGGCCCCUGGAGCUGGCCUAUUGCCUACAGAAGUACAACGUGCCCCUGUUUGUCCAGCAUGAUGCUGCCCAACUCUACCUCAAAAUCUGGAACCUGAUUAAGGACCAGAUCGCUGAUGUGGACUUGGUGGGGAAGCUGCAGGCCCUGUACAUGAUCCGGAUGAAGGACUCUUUGAUCUGCCUGGACUGUGCCGUGGAGAGAAGCAGAAACAGCACCAUGCUGACCCUCCCACUUUCUCUUUUUGACGUGGACUCGAAGCCCCUGAAGACGUUGGAGGAUGCCCUGCACUGCUUCUUCGAGCCCAGGGAGUUAUCGAGCAAGAGCACGUGCUUCUGUGACAACUGUGGGAAGAAGACUCGUGGGAAACAGGUCUUGAAGCUGACCCAUUUGCCCCAGACCCUGACCAUCCACCUCAUGCGAUUCUCCAUCAGGAAUUCACAGACGAGAAAGGUCUGCCACUCCCUGUACUUCCCCCAGAGCCUGGAUUUGAGCCAGGUGCUUCCGACGAAGCGAGAGCUCCGUGACGCUGACGAGCAGCCCGAGGGGCAGUAUGAGCUCUUCGCUGUGGUUGCACACGUGGGAAUGGCGCACUCCGGUCAUUACUGUGCCUACAUCCGGAAUGUUGUGGACGGAAGAUGGUUCUGCUUCAAUGACUCCAAUAUUUGCUCGGUGUCCUGGGAAGACAUCCAGUGUACCUACGGAAAUCCUAACUACCACUGGCAAGAAACUGCGUAUCUUCUGGUUUACAUGAAGGCGAAAUGCUAAUGGAUAUGCCCAAAACCUUCAGAGAUGGACACACUGUUAUUUUCCACUUCCGUCCUGGAUCUAUGGAGUCUUCUAAGAAAUUUUGCAAUCAGGAGAAGAAUCGUUUUCCAACUAUAUAAUUGAGCCUUAUUUAUGAUCAGGGAUAUCAUCAAAACAUUUAACACUGAAACCCUGCAGGACCUGAUCAGGCAGGAUGGACGCUUUCACCAGCGGACCCGGCCAUGUGGCUGCUGGGUCUUAGGUGCCCCCUGCUGUGGUCAGCCCUUUAGUUAGGAGCCUGUGGGAGGUCCAGGUGCUCCAGGGAGGAGCGCAGUGGCAGUGGGGUGCAUCUGGAUGCUAAGGGUCAGUGGCUGUGGGUGUUUCAGUAUUUCACAACUGCUGUGCCCAGACUUGUGUGUACUGGCUGAAUAUCAGUGCUGUUUUUAAUUUCUCAGUUUUAGAACCAGUAUUAAUCCAUAUAAAUCAAGCAUUUUGUAACUGUUAUUCUUGUAUUCAGCAAAUAUUUAUUGACAAUCUGUUCUCCGUAAGAGAGUGUGAUAGCACAGUAAUGAAUAUAGUUCUUUUCCACAA
This is a messenger RNA of Saimiri boliviensis boliviensis (Bolivian squirrel monkey), 1935 nucleotides long. The record is from RefSeq and is a predicted model, not a curated record. Lineage: Eukaryota; Metazoa; Chordata; Mammalia; Primates; Cebidae.